CCUCAGUCUCGUGAAGAGACACCCCCAAACCCCUUAAGCGACCACAUAGCAUUAAAGUUAUAAAAGGGUGAGGAUUAUACUGCUGUCGGCUUUUUACAAGAGAUAUUAUAUCUUCCGUCCUCUGAGAGCAGUCUAACGAAGCAUCAACAACCUCACGAUCUCCGAAGAUAUGUCGCCCAACUUCUGCAGCUUCCCCAGCGAGCUUCGCAACAAGAUAUAUGAGCUGCUCUUGUUGCACCAGGAACCUAUUGACCCUUGGGUUGGUUACAAUCGACAGAAGCUCACGCCUGGGCUUUUUCGCGCAAACAAGAUUGUCCACCGCGAAGCUAGCUCGCUGUUCUAUACCCAGAAUCGCUUCAAUUUUACCAUGCACACGCCUGAGAACGUGGCCUCGUUCCUCGAGCAAAUCGGCCGCAAUAACGCAGACUAUAUCCGACAUAUAUGUAUCGACUUUCCGAAUUUCCUCUAUCUGGACCCCGGUAAUGUCACUCUCGAGGACAAUAGCGUUCGUAUCCUCGCGAAGAUCCGGACCGAAUGUGCCAAGUUGACCACGCUUACGACGUCCCUCUAUAGCACAAAUGCCAUGGAGCUUAGGCUCGACGCACUCGACCACCCCAAGAUCGUUGGUGAGGCGUUAAAGCUCGUCGAUACUCUCUUCAGAGCCAUUUCAUCCGUGCAAGAGAUCAUUGUCGAGGUGUACGAGGACAGUCCAAAUGAUCAUAUAAGGAGAGAAAUGAAGAGUCACGGAUGGACAAUCAACGCAAUAGAGUAUGUAGAAGAGUUUGGCUCCGACAUAUCUUUCGGUGACACCGAAGAUUACGAUUAUCGCUAUGAUGAUGGUGAUUACGAUGAUGAGGAGUAUGAUAUAGACAAUGACAGUGACUUUUGGAGAAGGGCAGCAGACUGAAUCCACUGGUAUCUACUCACACACUAUUGGGUAUUAGCGAGAAGAGGAAGAGCAACGAGCCGCAGACGCAAAGGUUUCGUCGCAUAGGUAAUUCCUUCCAGGAUAGUAAGCCCGCCAAUAACUAUGGUUACAAGAAAUUUAGAGAUCGAAAUCUAGUCGUGACUUCGGCUUCUGUUUAGAAGCUCCUAGCCAGUGUCACUUGUACGUGAAAACGAAGAGUUU
Messenger RNA from Lindgomyces ingoldianus, 1129 nucleotides. RefSeq lists its product as uncharacterized. The record is from RefSeq and is a predicted model, not a curated record. The transcript is spliced from 2 exons. Lineage: Eukaryota; Fungi; Ascomycota; Dothideomycetes; Pleosporales; Lindgomycetaceae. The coding region runs from base 170 to 907 and encodes 245 amino acids.